Peniophora sp. CBMAI 1063 is the source of this 1215-nucleotide messenger RNA. Lineage: Eukaryota; Fungi; Basidiomycota; Agaricomycetes; Russulales; Peniophoraceae. The record is from the annotation of a GenBank genome assembly.
AUGACCUCCAUCGAACCUCAUAUGUCCGCUACCGCUCUCGAGCGCAUGGAGCGCAUUGAGCGCUUCAAGCGCAAGAAAGCCGAAGCAGCCGCCAGCGCCGCCAAGGCCAAGGCAGAAGGCGCCGGGGAUCACCGCAAACGUCGCCGUAAUCGCACAACACAGUCCUGCUUGAACUGCCAUACCUCCAAGCGCAUGUGCGACAGAGGGCGUCCGUGCGGUCGAUGCACUCAGUUGGGUUUGACGAGCGUCUGCAUUUAUGAAGUCGACGAUCGUUCUCCACGUGCCGGCGAAGACACCAAUGUGCUGCACCAGCGCGUCGCAGAGCUUGAGGGCGUCAUCAACGAGAUGAAGAAUAAGCCUCGCUGGAUUGAGGAGACGCCCGGCGCCGGCGAACUCAGUGACGAAGCGCUAUCGCGCCCGCUCACCACCGAGUCCGAGUCUUCGGCGGCAAGCGCCAUGCUUCCCGCCACACCGCCAUCGGCCGCCCACUAUCUUGACGUGCCCAUCUCUACGAUGAGUCUAUCACCCCUGGUUCCACAUAGCCCAGGUUCAGCUUCGAGCUCCGCGCCGUACACGCCGCUGAAUACGCCUGUCACCUUCACCUUCGCGCCUGGUAUUCUGGACGGUCCGUUUGAACCGCGGACCGUCGACUUCUCGUACUCGCCCAAUCCCGCGCCAGCCAUCACGCUAGAUGCCGGUUGUCAGAACGCGUACGAGCUCAGUUCCAGCCCUACACCAUAUGGCCUUUUCCAGCAUCCCAUGUCUUCACACCACAGGCACGACUCCGACGGGACCCCUUGCUCCUGUGUUGGAAGCUCGGACGUCUAUUCUGCGUUAGCCGAAGCCGCUGCUCAACUUCAUCGCGCAGCCGAAUUGCUAGGCGCAGACCAUACAUGCGAAGUCCGGCAGCGCGUUGUCGACAUGGAUUCGUACCUGACAUGGACGUUAGGGACUACACCGGCACCGGACGUCCUCCUGCAGGCACCGAACGUUUUGCUGCAUGCUCCAAGUGCACCUGUGUCGCCGUCGCCACACAGCAACGUGUGGGGCGGGGUGCACGAUGCAUUACUUGCGCAUCAGGGCCAGCCGGUAAAUGGCCAGCUGCUAUCGCCCUUUGAGGGUCAAGUAUAUGGGCCGCCUUCUCCACUGUGGGGUAUGAACGUCAACGAGGGUCCAAACUAUAUUUUCACCGCCUGGGAACCAGAGCACGCAUAG